Molecule: messenger RNA, 1494 nt
Organism: Teleopsis dalmanni
Lineage: Eukaryota; Metazoa; Arthropoda; Insecta; Diptera; Diopsidae
Product: DBF4-type zinc finger-containing protein 2 homolog
Exons: 4
Coding region: 121-1335 (404 amino acids)
Source: RefSeq, a predicted model, not a curated record
AAACUCAUAAAAUUUUAUAUAUUCUAAAUUUCCAUUCCGUUCAUAGCUCUUCAAAAUUUCUAGUUGAAAAUUAUUUUAGAUUUCCUUUAAAAGUGUAAAAAAUUUGCAAAUCUUCUCAAAAUGUGUGAUCCUUGCUGCGUUCCCUGCUGCUCGCCAUGUGGACCUUGCGGACCCUGUGGACCCUGCGGACCAUGUGGACCAUGCAGCCCCUGUGAUCCCUGUUGCGCACCUUUUGAGUGCUCACCAAAAUGCUAUACAGGCGCUCAAUUAGACGCUAUACCGCAGUGCGCUCCACGUAUGCCACCACCAUGUCCGAAAUGCAUCACCGUUCAGCAAUCACCCCGUUUGAUUUGUAAAAAGCGAGUAGUAUUUAAUGAAAAAAUUGUACCAGAACCGAUGGUGGUAAACCGUUGUCGUCAAAUUACAAUACCAAAAGUGGUUGAUACAACUCGUGUUAUUAAAGUACCAAAAUUGACAUGGGUAUCACAAAUGGUUCGUGAACCCAGAGUAAUAUAUUAUCCUUCCAUGGUGCCAGAUCCAUACGUGGUUUGCUAUCCGAAGAGAAUAUGUGAACCAAGAGAAGUUUGCCAAACUAUUUUAUGCCAACCGAAACCGCAAUCAAUUGAUAUUCCACCACCACGUGAAUAUUGCUGUUAUCCAACCGGACCAAUUAACUAUAAGCCAAGUGUUGCAUGCCCGCCUUGUCCAAUUGGACCAUGUUCACCAUGUGGACCUUGUGGUCCAAUGCCAUGCUUUGCUGGCAAUCAAUACCCACUUUGUGAACCUUGCGGACCUUGCGGACCUUGCGGACCUUGUAAACCUUGCGGACCAUGCGGACCUUGUGGCCCUUGCGGUCCUUGUGGACCUUGUGGACCUUGCGGUCCAUGCGGACCAUGCGGACCUUGUGGACCAUGUGGCCCUUGUGGACCUUGUGGACCUUGUGGACCUUGCGGACCUUGCGGACCAUGCGGACCAUGUGGACCUUGCGGACCAUGCGGACCAUGCGGACCUUGUCUUCCACCAAAUUGCGGUCCAUGCGGUAUGACUAUGCCUUCAGGUCCCUAUGUACCAGCUCCCUGUGGGCCUUGUGGUCCUUGCGGCCCAUGUCCACCUUGUGGUCCUUGUGGACCCAAUGGGCCUUGUGGACCUUGCGGUCCUUGUGCGCCAUGUAUGCCAGGUUGUCCUUAUGAGGCACCAGAGUGCGGUCCUUGUUAUCCAUGUGCUCCAACACCUUGGAAUACACAAUGUGGACCCUGCGGUCCAUUGGGUCCUCAAGUUCCCUGUAGCCCUUGUGGUCCAUGUGGGCCAUGCAAUCCAUGUGGACCAUCUUGUUAGAAUAUUUUAUGUUAUUGUUUGUUUUAAAAUUAUGUGUUGCAUGCCUGGUCACAAGCCAUUAUCAAGCCUAAAGCCUGUCGUAGUCGUGAAUUACGUUGUGGUAUCAUGUAUACAACAUGUGAGUGCAUUAAACGAAACGGCCUACAGGACAAAUGCCCC